Cynoglossus semilaevis (tongue sole) is the source of this 1470-nucleotide messenger RNA. RefSeq names its product H2A.Z variant histone 2a (gene h2az2a). The transcript has 5 exons. NCBI's taxonomy places the organism in Eukaryota, Metazoa, Chordata, Actinopteri, Pleuronectiformes, Cynoglossidae. Bases 114 to 500 code for a protein of 128 amino acids. Gene Ontology annotation, molecular function: protein heterodimerization activity; DNA binding; structural constituent of chromatin. Gene Ontology annotation, cellular component: nucleosome. The record is from RefSeq and is a predicted model, not a curated record.
ACGAGCGGUCCCAUGUAAAAGAUUUGCGAAAGGGUUUAUUGUGUCUUUGCUUUCGGGAUCCGAAUUUUGUUUUCUGUCAAGUGACUUCUAGAAUCAAGUGACGGCUCGGAAAAAUGGCAGGAGGUAAGGCAGGAAAAGACAGUGGUAAAGCCAAGGCAAAGGCUGUGUCGCGCUCCCAAAGAGCCGGACUGCAGUUUCCAGUGGGUCGUAUCCACAGGCACUUGAAAACCCGCACAACCAGCCAUGGUCGUGUUGGAGCCACAGCAGCGGUGUACAGUGCAGCCAUCCUCGAGUACCUCACUGCUGAAGUACUAGAGUUGGCAGGCAAUGCCUCCAAAGACUUGAAGGUGAAACGUAUCACUCCCCGUCACUUGCAGCUGGCUAUCCGUGGGGAUGAAGAGUUGGACUCCCUUAUCAAAGCCACAAUUGCUGGAGGAGGUGUCAUUCCGCACAUCCACAAAUCCCUUAUUGGGAAGAAGGGCCAGCAGAAGACUGCAUAGAUGCCAUUUGAUCAUAAUUUGGGGCUGGGGUUUUGUUUGGACCACGGGUUCACAUUUGUCCUUUUUUAUUAAUGUUAUAGCAAACAAAGAGUGAUUGUUAGGCUUUUGCGUUGUAUUUUACCAUAACUAGUAUGGUUCAGUAAAUCCCUUAACAAAAGAAACAACAAAAACCUUUGUAUGUCAAUGUAGAAUGUUUGACUGGGAAGUUAAUGAAUAUCACAAAGUUGUGACAGUGAAAUUGUUUGAUUGGCCUGGGACUCUGUAAUGUUUUAUACUAAAGAAAAAAGAGUUAAACCAUUUUUAUAUAAAAAAAAGACUUGGUUUGUGGUUAUUUGCUUUGAGUUACAAUAUUUUACUAAGAUACAAGUUUUUACAACGAUUAGUUUGUUUUGAAUGGCAAAUUAGACAAUGUGACAUGGUGCUUUUAUCCCUAACAAUGUACUGUAUCCUUUUUGAAGUGCACAUGAAUAGUGAUUCUUAAAAAUAAGAAAAGAAAAAAAAAGAUGAAAAUGUUUCAACCACCUGCUACAGUGUAUUGUGUCAACUUUUUGGCAGGGUUCAGUGUUAAGCUUCACAUUUUUAUAAUGUGCUUUGAUCAGACAAUGCUGGUUCUGCAGAUUUUAACAUGGCUAAAGGAGUCUGACAUUGUUUUUAACUACAUAUUGCUCCUUAUUAUAUCUGUGUACGUAUGUGUCAUAUAAGCAACACAAGUAAAAUAUUUUAGCCAAGUACUUAAAUGUAUACAGAAAGAAAAAUACUUAACUCUAGCUCAAUCACAACAAAGUUUAAUCUUUUAUUUCAAUAAGAAAACACCGGUCAUGUCAGGGAAAUGACUGCACAUUUUAAAUAUGAAUAAAUAUUGUUUGCAUGUUUUGGUUUGAAAAACUACUUGAAAUUUGCAUUUAUACAUUUUUGUACGUUUUAUAUACGUGGUGCUAUGACUGUCCAACAAUACAUGAACUAAUCUGCA